Molecule: messenger RNA, 3888 nt
Organism: Neospora caninum
Lineage: Eukaryota; Apicomplexa; Conoidasida; Eucoccidiorida; Sarcocystidae
Product: Dihydrouridine synthase, related
Exons: 12
Coding region: 1-3888 (1295 amino acids)
Molecular function (GO): RNA binding; tRNA dihydrouridine synthase activity; metal ion binding
Source: RefSeq, a predicted model, not a curated record
AUGUCGACUGAGGAGAGGCUGCGCAGCCCCUUGGCUGCCUUCCAGAAGCCGCCCACGGGCGUGACGACAGGCGACGCGCUCGGGUGUCCUUGUCCUGCCUCAGCGAGUGCUGGGGCUGUCUCUACUUCGUCUGUGCUCUCUCCUCGCGUCUCUGGCUCGCGUCUCGCUUCUCCUUCUUCCGGGGCUCGACGCUCAGCAGCCGGAAACUCGUCGAGACCCGAGGCACUCCAUUUUCCGCCUGCAGAGACGCGGGGAAGAGCCGAGGCAGGGUACGCCUUUGUAGUGGAAAGGAGGACACGCGAGGGCGCCGAAGCGACCGAACUGUGCACCGCGGCCCUGCCGCUGCCGCCGUCGUUGCCGCCCUUUGUUUCCUUCAACUGCGAGCAUUUCCCGAGUGCUUUGAGUCCGGAACUCCUCGGCGCGCAUGCAGCCAUUUGCCUGCAGCGAGGCGAGGCGCCGAUGGUGCCCGACUGGGUCCACGCUGCCGCGUUCUCGUCCGGUGGCAGUGAAGACGAGUCCGAAGAGGGAAAUGUAGAGCGCAGCACAAGUCCGUCUUCCUCCGUGUCUUCGGCGUCCUCUCUUUCCUGUUCUCUUUCUGCGUCGCGUGUGGCGGGGCGAGAAGGCCCCUCCCGCUUUCGGGGCCCGAAGGGCGAAAAAGCAGAGACGACGCGCUGGUCGUCGCGAAGGCUCUUGAAAGAAGUGGAGAGGCUUCGCAGCCUUACCAAGACAGAUGAGGCUCUUUUCUCCUCAGAAGCAGGAGGCGCAUGCGUCGGGGAGCGAGGAAAUAGGAGUCCGCCGGCAACCUUUCCUGCAGUUAAAGGUGAGGAGCCUGGCGCAAACAGAGAGCGAGAAAAGACGCGAAGCGACGCCGAAGGUGAGGCCGGAGAAGAAGGUACAGCACAAGUGGCAAGCGGUCGCGGAGAGCAAGAUGGAACGGAAAGAGUACAAGGGUUACAAGUGAACGGCAACAGGCAGAUCGUGGCGGGGCCGCGUGCGCUGGCUUCCCAUGAUUGUCCAUAUGUGGCAGUUGGAAAAGCGGAGGCGCCAGGAGAGGAAACAGAAGAGCGAAGAGAUGCGCUUCGGCUUCGGCUUCAACUGCGUCUCGAAGACAGACUGCACAAACUGCAGAGAGGAGGGGAAGGAGGAGGCGCUGGGCUCGGCGCCCUGCGGAAACUCCUCGAAUGGCAUGCGGAAAGAGAGUCGAGUCCCUCCGCUUUGGGCCGCCAGUCGUCGGAGCCUGGGGCGCCGCCUUCCCUGGUGUCGUCGCCGCUUCUGGAUGAGGGCGGCUGUGAGCCGCAGCGUGCAGGAUCGCGCGCCGUUUCAGGAGCGGUCGGGGCCGACGAGGAGGCGAAGAGCGGCGAGAAGGCGACGGCAGAAGACGGGAAGGAGCCCAUCCGGCAGGCGACUGCGGGAACUCGCCUCGGACACGGGUCCGGAAGGAUGGGGAAGCAGGCGAGCUUCAAUCCUCUUGUACAAUGCAGCGAGGAGGAAGGGUCGGACCACGAGGCCGAAAACGACCAGGCAGAAGGCGCGCAUCAGGAAGAAGCAAAGGAGGCAGCGCCGGCAUCUGCCGUGUCGGAAAGACAGAAAGAGUUCCCACCGUCCUGCUCAGCCGUCUCCGGUGGGCAAGGCGAGGGCGAGAGAGGCAAUGGAGACAGCAGGUGCACGCGGGACAACAAGAGAGGCAGUCGCGAAGAAGACGCAGGAGAGAGACCAAAGGUCCAGGAAGGCGGCGAGGAAAACCGCAAACGCCGCCGAGGUCAAAACAGCGCUGUAGAACGAUCAGCCAACUCUCAGCAAAUCCGGAGAGAGGCGACAGCUCAGGAUUUCUGUCUGCGCAUGGCGGCGUGCGGCACGUGCGAGGGCGCGCCGCGCGCGACGCGGAGUGCAGAGGAAAUGGCAGCAUCCGACAACGGGGCGAAGGCUGUUGAAGCCGGAGACCACUUGCAAGGCGCGGAUCUCUCCCAGCGCGGGGAGUCCGCGAAGCAGACGGUCGUGACGCAAGGAGGCGCCGGCAGCGCGCAGAAAGCGGUUCCGGUUUGUAGGCGGCCGCAUGACUUAAAGGCGUUUUUGCGGACGCGGCCUGCAGAUGUUCAAACGCGCGCGUGUCCCUUCUUAGACGCGGGGUUUCCUCUCUGCCCGUUUGGAGCCUGCUGCCGAUUCGGAGCCCGUCAUAUCGACGCUGAAGGGUUCAACAUUGGUGCGGACGGGUGCCGAGUCACACCCGAGGCCCUAGAAGCGCUUCAGCGACGCCUGCAUGCCGAAGAAGAACUCAACGGCCUCUCCUCGUUCAGGGCAAAGAAGCUCACUCAGACCAGGCGUCACGCUUCAGAAAAACGUCAGGGGAGUGGGCAUCCGAGCAGAUGCAGUGAAAAGCCCGGACCUUCCCUCGAUGAAGCCGCUGGCGCGUCGGCGCUAUCGUCGCCUUCGCAGCCGUCCUCCUUUUGUGAUCCGUCAAACUUAGCUUCUGCUGCCGUUGUCGCCGGCUUCGCACCGACUGACGCGCCGGUCGGUUCGCUGCCUUCGUGCGCGUCUUCCUCUGUCCCUGCUGCUGACGGUGGGGAGACGCAGCGUCUCCGUGUGGGGUUCCUCUCGUCUCUUUCGCCUCGCGAGCAACGCGUCGCCACGCAAGAGACGUUCCGGAGACGCCUACUCGACAGUCCGAAAGGGAACGGCCGUCGGCUGAUCCUGGCGCCUCUAACGACUGUCGGCAACCUCCCUUUCCGGCGUCUGUGUGUCGAGCUCGGAGCUGAGGUGACGGUGUCUGAGAUGGCGGUGGCGAAGUCGAUUGUGGAAGGCAAACAAUCUGAACUUUCGCUCCUCAAGCGCCACAAAAGUGAAAAGUUCUUCGGCGUCCAGAUCGCCGGCGGCACGCCCGAAGUGCUGAACGCAUGUGCCGACGUGCUCGCUAGUGAAGAGGUCUCGUGCGACUUCAUUGAUUUGAACGCUGCAUGCCCACUCGUGCAGCUCCAUCGUCGCUUCAAAGCUGGCGCAUGCAUGCUGGACCAUCCCGCGCGCCUGGAAUCCUUGAUUGAAGGCGUGACGAUGAGACAGCCGGAGAUCGCCCUAACAGUCAAGCUGCGUACAGCGAAUCAGGGAAAGAAGCAAGUUCUUCACAACUUCAUCCAACGGCUCGGACAAGCAGGCGCCGCCGCCUUGAUCAUCCACGGACGCACCGCGCAGCAGCGCUACACGAAGGCAGCUGACUGGGGCUAUGUGGCGCAGUGCCGAGAAGCGCUCGAUCCGUCUGUUCCCAUCAUCGGCUGUGGAGAUAUUUUCAGCAGCCCAGAGUUUGAGUUCCGACUGUCCUCGGGAGCGGCGGAUGCACUUAUGAUCGCCCGAGCCGCCCUGAUCAAGCCUUGGGUGUUCACCGAAAUUUCCGAACAGAAGGUGUGGGAUAUUUCGGCUUCUGAGCGCCUUGAGUUGCUGAAGAGAUUUGUUGGUUUCGGUCUCGAGCACUGGGGCUCGGACGGUCGAGGCGUUGCCACGACGAGACGCUUCUUGCUGGAACUGCUCUCCUUCCAACAUCGCUACGUGCCUCCACCUUUUUUCGAGUUUCUUCCACAACUGCUACAGUGGCGACCUUCUCCCUUUGUUGCGCGCUCGGAUUUAGAACGCAUGAUGGCCAGCCCGUCGGUUAAGGACUGGAUUGACCUGUCGUCGCUUCUUCUCGGGGCCCCUCCAAAAGACUUCUCCUUCGUUCCGAAACACGCGUCAAACUCGUAUGCUCCUCUCUCCGGCUCGGCUUCUUCCCUCUCGGCAGUUCGCACCUCAUCUGCGGAAACGCACUGUGCGCAGCCUCCCUCGGGAGGUCUUCUCUCAGAUCUGUCUUCCUUCUUCCACGCGAAAAUCCUUGGCAAUGACGUGGUGCGGCAGUUCGAUGCCUGA